This is a messenger RNA of Diospyros lotus (date-plum), 1318 nucleotides long. RefSeq names its product expansin-A1-like. Bases 91 to 834 code for a protein of 247 amino acids. Lineage: Eukaryota; Viridiplantae; Streptophyta; Magnoliopsida; Ericales; Ebenaceae. The record is from RefSeq and is a predicted model, not a curated record. Gene Ontology annotation, biological process: plant-type cell wall organization. The transcript is spliced from 4 exons. Gene Ontology annotation, cellular component: extracellular region.
AUUCCAGCCCAAACCUUCCCAAUUCUUCACAUUCGCUCUCCACUGCUCUGCCUCUCUAGGCCUUCGUUUCAAGCCUCAAUCUUCGUGAAAAUGGCUGUGGCUGUGUUCUUCUUGGUGGGUUUUCUGUCAAUGGCCUCACUGGUUCACGGCAAUGGAGGGUGGAUAAAUGCUCACGCCACCUUCUACGGCGGUGGCGAUGCCUCCGGCACAAUGGGGGGGGCCUGUGGGUAUGGAAAUCUGUACAGCCAAGGGUAUGGAACCAACACUGCGGCUCUGAGCACGGCUCUGUUCAACAAUGGCCUGAGCUGCGGGUCUUGCUACGAGAUCAAGUGCAUGAAUGACCCCAGAUGGUGCCUGCCGGGCUCCAUUGUCGUCACCGCCACCAAUUUCUGCCCGCCGAACAACGCCCUCCCCAACAACGCCGGCGGCUGGUGCAACCCUCCUCUCCACCACUUCGACCUCUCCCAGCCCGUCUUCCAGCACAUUGCCCAAUACAAAUCCGGCAUUGUCCCCGUCGCUUACCGAAGGGUGGCUUGCGGGAGGAGGGGAGGCAUAAGGUUCACAAUCAACGGCCACUCCUACUUUAAUCUGGUCCUCAUCACCAACGUCGCCGGCGCCGGCGACGUCCACGCCGUGGCCAUCAAGGGCUCCCGCACUGGGUGGCAGGCUAUGUCCAGAAACUGGGGCCAGAACUGGCAGAGCAACACCUACCUCAACGGCCAGAGCCUCUCCUUCAAGGUCACCACCAGCGACGGCCGCUCCGUCGUCUCCUACAAUGUCGCCCCCGCCGGCUGGUCCUUCGGCCAGACCUACACAGGAGCACAGUUCCGCUGAACACAAUUUUAGCUGUUUGCUUCCAAACUUUAGCCAUAUCUACAAUUUUAGCUGUAUCUACCGUUCUAAGCAGUCACUAGUAUUAGUAUUGUGACUAAGAUUACUAGGAGAUUUAUCUAUUGUGGGUCAAUCUUGGAUUUGGCCUUUAGGGUCUAGAAUGAAAGGGGCUUAUUUUAACGGCCCUUGUCAUUUUGAUCGUGGGUACCCUCCAUUUCUAUUGAUGGGUACCCUCUAAUUCUUGGGGCCUUUUUGUAGCUUUAUUAUUUUAUUUUCUUUUUUGGUGGGUUAUUUUUCCUUCUGUUGCAAGGGAGGAGGAGGGAGAUGGCAGAGGUGGACUUUUACCACCCGCCACUAGUAACCAGUCUUUUUUUUCUCGGUUUGGAGUUUACACUUCUGGGUUGUAACUUGUGUAUGGCCGUGGCAUUCUUGGGCUUGCCGCACUAUAUAUUCAGUUUCUUUAGUAAUGAAAGAGUGUUUUAGAACU